AUGGCCCCCAAAAAUGAAAUCCAGUACCCAGCAAUUGUCCAACUGCUCUUCCAUUUCAAAUGGACCUUGGUUGGAGUCUUUGCUUCAGACACAGAGACUGGGGAACAUUUCAUGAGAACUUUUACCCCUUUGCUUAUCAGGAAUGGAAUUUGUGUUGUUAUAUCACAAAGAUUCUCAAUGUCUAGACCUACAGAACCCUUCAGGGAUGCCAUCUCUAAGUGGAGGCAAGUCAAUGUCUUUGUUUUCUUUACAGACUAUAGUACCAUGUUGGAUGGAAUUAGCCAGAUCCAUUUCAUACUUGAAGGCUUGUCAGGACCUAUUGAAGGGAAAGUCUGGAUCAUCACACUCUUUGGGAAAUUGCCAAUGAAAUAUCACAAAUCUUACAAAUAUGUCCAUAGUAUUUGGAACUUCUAUAUUCAGAAAAGAGCGUAUGACAAAACCUUUCAAGAAUAUAUCUUUGUGGAACCCCAGUUUGAAGAUCAGUCUUUUAACUGCUCUUUUUCAAGACAUGUCUUUUCUGUGAAAGGUCAGAGAAGAUGUACGCAGAAGCUUCAUCCAUUUCUGCAGAAGAAUGAGUUUUGCAAUCUUUCAGAGAUGAAAAUGUAUUUGGACAAAAAUGGAGAUCUGGUAGCAGAUGUGAACAUUGAGAACUUGUCUCUGCCUCAGUCCAAAUGUGCAGAAAAUUGCCAUCCUGGAUUUGUCAAGCAGGCUCAAGAAGGAGAACCAGUUUGCUGCUACAAAUGCAUUGCUUGUCCAGAGGGGACUAUCUCCACUCAGAAAGAUACUGAAAAAUGCACCAAAUGCCCUGAUGAUCAAUAUCCAAAUGAAGACAAAGUCCAAUGUAUCCCCAAAAGAAUAAGCUUCUUGUCCUUUGAGGAACAUCUAGGUAUCAUCCUGGUCUCCUUUGCCCUACUCUUGUUCCUAACCACAGGUCUUGUUUUAAUCACAUUCAUUAAAUACCUAGAAACUCCCAUUGUCAAAGCCAACAAUCGGGACCUCUCCUACAUCCUCUUGGUUUCCCUCCUGCUUUGCUUCUUGUCUUCUUUUCUCUUCAUUGGUCAGCCAAGGAAAGUCACUUGCCUUCUCCGACAAACAGUGUUCAGCAUUGUCUUCUCAGUAGCUGUAUCAUCUGUGUUAGCUAAAACAAUCACAGUUGUGCUGGCCUUUCUGGCCACAAAACCAGGCAACAGGCUGAGGAAAUGGUUGGGGAAGAGCUUAGCCAACUCCAUCAUCCUUUCUUGUUCUGGUAUCCAAAUUUUCAUCUGUGCCAUGUGGUUGGGAAUUUUUUCUCCAUUUCCCAAUUCUGACCUGCACUCCCAGCCAGGAGAGAUCAUCCUGCAAUGCAAUGAGGGUUCUGUCACCAUGUUUUAUGUUGUCCUCGGAUACAUGAGUUUCUUAGCUGCCAUUUGCUUCACUGUAGCUUUCCUGGCCAGGAACCUGCCUGGGGCCUUCAAUGAAGCCAAGCUGAUCACCUUCAGCAUGCUGAUUGAUUGA
Messenger RNA from Thamnophis sirtalis, 1494 nucleotides. NCBI's taxonomy places the organism in Eukaryota, Metazoa, Chordata, Lepidosauria, Squamata, Natricidae. The record is from RefSeq and is a predicted model, not a curated record.